UGCAUGGAUGAUCUGGGCUAGAAUACAACCACUUUCAUUUUGUCCAUCUCCCUCCAUGAUGAGCAUCUCAGUUCCUCCUGGUGUGGCGCCUUUGAACAACAGCGAGGAGCCCUCUGAGGCUCAGUGUCAUCCAGGAGCCCAGCACGUCUCACUCUUGGUGCUCCUCUGCCUGUUCCAUCUGAUGGGACUCUUCCUCAACGGCUUCAGCCUGUGGGUGUUUACCUGCCGGAUGUCCAAGUGGAGCGCAGGCACAGUUCUGCAGUUCAACCUGGCCGUGAGCGACGCCAUCGCCUCGCCUGCCACGCCGCUGUUGGCCGUCUACCUGGCCAGUGAGAGCCAAUGGAAGUUUGGGAGUUUUGCUUGCCAGCUGAAUAUUGCCCUGCUCUGUGCCCACUUCUAUGGUAGCGUCUUCUUCCUCAUGCUCAUCAGCGUUCACCGCUACAUUGCAGUGGUCCGCUUUAACCGAUCUUCGCUGAUGAAACGGAAAGACUUUGUGAAGAAGCUGUGCUGUGGAGUGUGGUGUUUCUUGCUGGUUUUGGGCCUAAGCUUUGGGUUUCUCCUGCCUGUCACCACUGAUGAUCACAAGCUGUGCCUGUCCAUACAUCAGAAGAAUCGCACAGAAGCGUACAUCGCCAUCAACUUCAUGCUCUUCAUUCUUGGUUUCAUUGUGCCUUUAAUUGUGUCUUUAAUUUGCUACAGCUGCCUGGCGACCUCAGUUUCCCAUAUGAAUGUUAGCUCGCCCCAGGGUCAAUCGAUCAAGAAGAAGUCACUGAAGAUGAUCGGAAUAUGUCUGAUCAUCUUUGGGCUGUGCCUUCUUCCUCUCAAUGUGGUGCGGACAGUCGCAGUUGUUGUUAAGAAGUACUACCCUAAGAAAUGCCAGCUUCUUUUACAACUGGAAACUGCAUAUUAUGCAUCCUACAUCCUGGGAGGAAUUAACUGCUGCUUGGAUCCCUUUAUCUAUUUCUUUGGCUCACACAAUUUUAGGAAAGCCUUCAGAAAAUCACUGAGAACAACAAGCGUUCAAAAGGAAAGAGACAACGGAAGUGAAUCAGACUGUAAAAAAGCUGUCAUCUAAAAAGUAAAUAUACAGUUAUACUGUUUAUUAGUAGUUACAUGCAUAUAGUACCUUUCUCAAACCCAAGGACGUUUUACAGACUGUUAGAAUUUCUCUUUUCAGUAUAGCACAUUCUUUUCUACCCAGCUGUAUCAAAGAUCUAUACUCUGUCGUUAGCAUGUCUAUUUUUAGAUAGGUGAAAGACUAUGUCAAAUAUAAUUUGAGGUGAUGACAGACAACUGUCUCAUUUUUGAUAGCAUAUAUUCAUGUCUGAACAUGUAGCACUUGCUAUGUCAUUUAUAUAUUUGCUCUAACUCAUCUGCUUUGACAUCUGUAUAUAUUCAUGCAUCUCUG
Electrophorus electricus (electric eel) is the source of this 1408-nucleotide messenger RNA. Its product is annotated as cysteinyl leukotriene receptor 1-like. Gene Ontology annotation, cellular component: plasma membrane. Gene Ontology annotation, biological process: G protein-coupled receptor signaling pathway. The record is from RefSeq and is a predicted model, not a curated record. Lineage: Eukaryota; Metazoa; Chordata; Actinopteri; Gymnotiformes; Gymnotidae. Gene Ontology annotation, molecular function: G protein-coupled receptor activity.